Fusarium fujikuroi IMI 58289 is the source of this 447-nucleotide messenger RNA. RefSeq lists its product as uncharacterized. The record is from RefSeq and is a predicted model, not a curated record. The coding region runs from base 1 to 447 and encodes 148 amino acids. The transcript has a single exon. NCBI's taxonomy places the organism in Eukaryota, Fungi, Ascomycota, Sordariomycetes, Hypocreales, Nectriaceae.
AUGCCCAUAUUUGACGAUCGAUUUGCACGUCAGAACCGCUGCGAGCCUCCACCAGAGUUUCCUCUGGCUUCACCCUAUACAGGCAUAGUUCACCUUCUUUCGGGUCCGGCCCCGUAUGCUCUUACUCAAAUCCAUCCGAGAACAUCAGGAUCGGUCGAUGAUGCGCCGAAGCUCUCACCUGCGUUCACUUUCAUUACGCGUAGGGGUUUGACACCCGAACACUCGCAUACGAAGACGACUCCUUGGUCCGUGUUUCAAGACGGGUCGUUGAUGACCAUUACGCCAGCAUCCUUGCAGAUGCGCGAACCUCAGUCCCCCCCAGGGUAUUACACAACGGGCUAUAACACUCCCCGAAGAGAGCCACAUUCCCGAAGUCUUUAUCCCCCGGGGAAAACUGAUGCUGGCCUGGACUGGAAAAGUGCACUGGGGAGAACCCCAGAUGAUUAA